GUAAGGAAGGGGUUAUGAAAAAAUGGAAAUAUGUGUGUGCACAUCUCUCCUGUAGCCGUCGACCACACGAGCUGAGUCAUGGCCCCGCCAAAAAUCCUGCUCUGCGGCGACGUCUCCGGCCGUCUGACCCAGCUCUUCAAACGCGUCUCUUCGGUUAAUAAAGUGGCAGGUCCGUUCGACGCACUGCUGUGUGUGGGGCAGUUCUUCCCCAACGCGGCUGAGGAUUUGGAGGAGUUCAAUGGAUAUAUAGAUGGCCGCUCCAAAGUCCCUCUCCCAACGUACUUCAUUGGCGACUAUGGGGUGGGGGCGCAAAAGAUCCUCCUGGCCAGUUCUAAGGAACCGGGGAAUCAAGGCUUUCAGAUGGAAGGGUUGAAAGUAUGCAAUAACUUGUUUUGGUUGAAAGGCAGUGGAAAGUUCAAUCUUCAUGGUCUAUCUGUGGCCUACUUAUCUGGUAGGAAAUCUGAAACUGGUUCUCAAGUGGGCACAUACAGCCAAGAUGAUGUUGAAGCAAUAAGAGCUCUAGCUGAGGAACCAGGAGUCAUGGACAUAUUCCUCACUAAUGAAUGGCCCAGAGGAGUCACAACCAGAGCUUCUGCCUCUGCUAUUCCUCCAGGAAUUUCAGACUCAUCAGGCAGUGAUUCCACAGUGUCUGAACUGGUAGCAGAGAUAAAGCCUCGGUACCACAUUGCUGGAAGUAUGGGUGUAUUCUUUGAUCGUGAACCAUAUGCCAAUGCUAAUGCUGCACAUGUAACUCGAUUUCUAGGCUUAGCUUCUGUUGGAAAUAAAGAUAAACAGAAAUUCAUUCAUGCAAUUUCUCCUACUCCGGCAGCUUCAAUGUCUAAAGUUGAGUUGAGCACAAACCCACCAAAUACUACUUUAUCUCCAUAUGCUGACAAGGCUACCCCAACUGAGGGAUCAACAAAAAGACCCAGUGAUAAUACUCCUGAUUCACAGUAUUGGAGAUAUGAUGCUUCUCAUAAAAGACAAAAACACGGAGACGGUGAUGCUGAUAGGUUGUGCUUUAAGUUUGUCUUAUCUGGAUCUUGUCCACAUGGGAAGAAAUGCCACUUUAGGCAUGAUGAAGAUGCAAUGGAACAGUACAUGAGGGGUGUGUGCUUUGACUUCCUUACCAAAGGGAAAUGUGAUAAAGGUCCAGAUUGCAAAUUCAAGCACACUUUACAAGAUGAAUCUGAUGUACCUCAAUCCAGAGUGGCAAUUUCCAACAGAUCAAGAGAAUGUUGGUUUUGUAUGUCAAGCCCUAAUGUGGAAUCACACCUGAUUGUUAGUAUUGGAGAUUACUACUACUGCGCCCUUGCCAAAGGACCUCUAGUACCGGAUCAUGUGUUGAUUCUGCCUAUUGAGCAUGAACCUAACACCUUGUCUCUACCAUCUGAAUGUGAAGUGGAACUUGAGAGGUUUCAGAACAGUCUCAGGGCUUACUUCAGAAAGAAAGGAAAUGAAGCAGUUUUCUUUGAGUGGGUUUUUAAACGAGGAACUCAUGCCAAUCUCCAGGUGAUUCCUGUCCCAUCAGCCAGGGUGGGAGCAGUGCAAAACAUUUUCUAUUUGGCUGCUAAAAGAUUGGGGAUUGAUUUUACAAUCACCAAAGGAUUCAAAGGGCGGAAACAAUUGCGGACAGAGUUUGAUAAUUCUUCCAGCCUUUUUUAUGUGGAAGUUCCUGGAGAUAUAAUUUUAUCACAUGUUGUUGAGGAGAAUGAAAAUUUCCCUGCUCAGUUUGGGCGUGAGGUUUUGGCUGGCUUAUUGAACAUGGCUGAUAGGGCUGACUGGAGGAAUUGUACAAUUUGCAAAGAGGAAGAGAUUAGAGUGGUUGAAUCUUUCAAGAGUAGAUUUCAAGAAUAUGAUCCCAAUCAAUGAUUUGACAGACGAGGUAUUGAACGGCAACAAUGUUUUCUCAAUUCUAUUUAACAAUUUAAAUGGAACCAUAACAAUCUGAACAACUUUUUGAGGCUUUUUAGCUGAAUGUGACCUGAUGGCCCUCUUAAUUAUGACAUAUACUACAUAUGUUAAAUAUUUCAUGGUGCCUAAGCAAUUCCAGUUGAAAGAGACCAACCACAUGAAAAGGAAUCUUGUUACACAUUUCAUUGCAGAAGCAUCGGUCCAAGGAGCAUCAGUGGAAGAUCUAAAUCACAAUCACUUGUAUACUUUUGUCCAUAAUGAUUUUAAUAUACUCCCUUAAAACAUGGCCAAGUUUGACCGUUAUGAGGAUUAAUAAAGUAAAAGACUGUGGUUGAGGUUUGUGUAGAGGAGAGGAGAGAAUUAACGGGAACUACAAAUUCUUUACAGUUCAAAGUUUAGUGGCACAACAAAAAGCGAAAGUUGACAAAGUUUUAAGGGAUGAAGUGAGUAGUAGAAUUCUUAUGCUAAGACUGAAAUCAAGAAUAUCACAACACGUGUCAUGAAAGCACCAUAGUGAGAGCCCGUAAGAGGCCUUGGUGCUACUAGGAAUCGAGCCUAGGUGGAAAGGGAGAAACUGUUGUGUAUUCUUCCCGUUUUUAUUGAUUGGCUUGAACACUAGAACAAUAUGUUCUCUGUGCAUCUUCACCCAAGUUCAACUCUUCCUGAAGGACCACUCGAGGUUUACCCCAUUGUUAACUUCAGGGUUCGGCAAGACUAUUCAUGCCAAAGGUCCUUGUAAAAAGAAAACAGAACAAUUACAUGUGCACACCUCUUCUUCAACUCAGACAAAUGUGGCCAGCAUGCGAUUUGUUACCACGGAAUGUAACAGGUUCCAUGGGUUGGUUUACCAUUGUGAUACACAUAACAGUUAAGAGUACGAAGGUGAUAGACGGUAAUUAUGGUAUAGUUUUAGGCAUUUUCCAAAACAGGAACAACAGGAACGCUCAUUUUGUAAUUACAGAGGACUAAUAAUCCCUUUGUUAACUUCACUACCUUGUAUUCAUCAGAACUCAGAAGCGCUCUGAUCACCUCAGGAAUAUUCAGAUAACCUUAAGAAUCCAAUUAAGCAAGAUGGCCUUUGGCCUUGUAUGGUUGAUCCAGUGAUGAAAUAUUGAAAUCAGUUUGAAGUUAGAACACACAGGUGAUAGACAAAGUAAUUAUGGUAGCUUUAGGCAGUUUACAAAAUAGGAACAACAUGAACACUUAUUUUGUAAUUGGAAAGAGGACUAAUAAUCCCUUUGUUAACUUCACUACCUUGUAUUCAUCAGAACUCAGAAGCGCUCUAAUCACCUCAGGAAUAUUCAAAUCACCUUAAGAAUCCAGCUGAGCAAGAUGGCCUUUGGCCUUGUUUGAUUGAUCCAGUGAUGAACUCAGUCUGAACACACAGGUGAUAGACAAAUAAUUAUGGUAGCUUUAGGCAUUUUCCAAAAUAGGAACAACAUGAACGCUUAUUUUGUAAUUAGAAAGAGGACUAAUAAUCCCUUUGUUAACUUCACUACAUUGCAUUCAUCAGAACUCAAAAGCGCUCUGAUCACCUCAUAAAUAUUCAGAUCACCUUAAG
Molecule: messenger RNA, 3475 nt
Organism: Cuscuta europaea
Lineage: Eukaryota; Viridiplantae; Streptophyta; Magnoliopsida; Solanales; Convolvulaceae
Source: the annotation of a GenBank genome assembly